Messenger RNA from Porites lobata, 516 nucleotides. Lineage: Eukaryota; Metazoa; Cnidaria; Anthozoa; Scleractinia; Poritidae. The record is from the annotation of a GenBank genome assembly.
AUGUUCAGUAUCAUAACAUGUGUGGGCAACUCUACGAUUCUUCUUGCGAUUAAAAAUACACGAGAUCUUCACACACCAUCUUACGUCCUUCUGGGCUGCCUGGCUUUUUCUGAUCUUCUCGUUGGCCUCAUAUGUCAGCUACUUUUCGUGGGAGUCAAGAUAGCUGAGUUUGAAAGGAGCUUUACUAUGUAUUGUUGGUUAAGAAUGCUUCAGACCAGAUCAGCUUGGACAAAAACCGGCGUUUCGUUUUUGAUAGUAGCUGCAGUGUCCGUCGACCGACUAAUCGCUUUACACCUGCACUUGCGAUACAGCGCAUUUGUCUCCGUUUCUCGGGUUUUGCAAGCCACUCUGGUUAUUUGGAUCUUGUCCGUUAUAUUGUGUGUCGUGUUAAGGUUUUGGAUGACCGCCGAAUGGUUUUUCAUCCCGUUGGUCAUUUUCGUUGUUGUAUCCGUGGUUCUAACCGUCAGUACCAUGAAGAUAUUUCGAAUGGUUCGAAGACACCAGCGCCAGAUAUAA